UGUGAUAACGUCACAAGGAAUUAAUGGAUGUUCUUUUGUGUAGACUACUUUUGCCCUCCGAAAGUUUGUGAUUUACGGUUAUUUCAACAGAGUGUCAUUUCUGAGGGCCUGCACAGAAGUGUAGGGGACUGAACUAUGAAGUCCAAAGGGAAGGGGGCCAAGCGGAGCAGGCAGGCUUGGGCAGAGCCAGAUCCAGACUUCCAGCUGGAGACAGAACCAGGGUCCAGCGAACACGAGGGUUCAGAGGCGUCCGUGCGUCUGGGCAGGACCUGGAGAACGAUACGGGCCGAGCGUGGCGACACGGGGAUGGCAACCCGACGCAGGAGGCAGGGCAACAGCGUCAAGGAACGCAACGUCCGCCGGCUGGAGAGCAACGAGAGAGAACGGCAGAGGAUGCACAAACUCAACAAUGCCUUUCAGGCUUUACGCGAAGCCAUACCCCACGUCAAAACAGACAAGAAACUCUCUAAGAUCGAGACCCUCACGCUGGCCAAAAACUAUAUUAAAUCCCUGACCACCAUCAUUCUGGGCAUGUCCAGCGCGUGCCUACCCCACGAGGAGAGCCAGGCGGAGGCCAACGCCGCCCGCCUCCUCCAGUGCUACCAGCAGCACUUGGACGAGGAGGGAGAGGAGAGCCUGUCCAAGUACCUGCAACACAUCCGCAGCUUCAGUCAAGGCAGCUAACACGAGCUCAACGCAAUCGCAGCAUCUCCAAUAGACUGAAAACGCAAAUGACAGACUGGAUGCUGCGUUAAAACACCGGCCUUUCGGAGGGAAGGGAAGUGCUGAAAUACAUCUGCAAACAAGAGUCCAUUUCCAGACCGGGUGGAACUCUGAGGUCGAGAUAAGGGUUAGAAAAUGCUAAAGGGGUUAUCAAACAGAUCUGACUAGAACACACACAAACAGAAACUGGGGGAGUCAUUAAAGAAAGAUGUUCUUUAACAAUUCACUCCCAUAAUGCUGACCCCACAACAAACGGCAAAGUUGCCACCGGCAACUGUUGUCAGUUCUGUAGCUAUGGCAUUCUAACUUGUUCAUAGUAACUUCAUGGAAGGAAGACAAUUGAAACAAUCUAAGUUGUACAGUCACUAAACUUGGUAUGUAAUAGGGCAUAACAACAUGACAUAGGAAUAAUAAAAAAAAAAAAAAAAGGUCAAAUU
Messenger RNA from Chanos chanos (milkfish), 1160 nucleotides. RefSeq names its product basic helix-loop-helix family, member a15 (gene bhlha15). Gene Ontology annotation, molecular function: E-box binding; DNA-binding transcription factor activity, RNA polymerase II-specific; protein dimerization activity. Bases 136 to 684 code for a protein of 182 amino acids. NCBI's taxonomy places the organism in Eukaryota, Metazoa, Chordata, Actinopteri, Gonorynchiformes, Chanidae. The record is from RefSeq and is a predicted model, not a curated record. Gene Ontology annotation, cellular component: nucleus. The transcript is spliced from 2 exons. Gene Ontology annotation, biological process: axon development; positive regulation of transcription by RNA polymerase II; sensory organ development.